AUGGACCUGGAAUCAAGAGUGGGUAACGACGGUGCACUUCAGAGACAAUUAGAAUACUUUCAGGACAUGAUCAAUAAAACGAUGGAGUUGAGAGAUGAAACGGAUGACACAGAGGAGUUCAUCAAUUUGGAAGAAAGAAUAGUAGCUCUUAGGGAAGCAAGGGACAGGACAGUUAUACAGAAAAAGUUAGAGGAAGGUAGACAAGCCCAAGUUGAAGACAUUUCCAGAUUCCGCAAAUUUGUGAAAUGGUUAGGGGAGGAAAAGGUGGGACUUACAGGUGUAGCCGUAUCAACAGCCGGUCUAAUCACAGCCUUACUGAUCCAUGCUAGGGGAGCAAUUGUAGGAACAGCAAAGGCAACAAGUAAAGUAGAAAAAGCACUAGCCAAUAUAGCUAAGAAAGGUGCUCCAAUUCUUGUACCAGUCCUAAAUGAAAUCGCAACAGCACUGUCAUGGGGUGCCAAACAUAGAUAUAGGAGACCUAGAUUGCUGACUGUAAUGUUUCUAUUGCGCACGCGACGCGCCAACAUGAGCAUUCAAAAUGGCGGCUCAACCGGUCAAAAAUCAUAGAGCGAGAUAGGGAAAAACCAUGUUUUUCGCAUUUUACGCCUGCCUACUGUUUCCGAUCCCGUUGAACCACCUUUUUUGGGGAACUACUAGCUGGUGUGAAGGUUUUGGAUGAAUAUUUGUACAAUUUAAGUUCAAUUAAAGACGAAAUAAUCGAUCGCUAAAUGUUUUCUGAAAAUCAUCACAUGGUCGGUUGAGCAGUUCGAGACAUUUUAUUGCAGAAAUUAAAGGUUUUGGUUCUUUGGGUGCUUUUUUUCUCGAGGAUCUCGGUUGGGAUAUAUAACAGGGAAUAAUAUUGUGAAGUAUUUUGAAGUUUAAAACCUAUUUUGCUUGAUUUACCUGGUCUGCAUGCUGGUGCGAAAACUAUGAUGCUUUGUUUACAAGUGUUUUAGUGUGACUUUGAUGACCUUGCUGCUGCAGAUGUCAAGGGAUCUCUAGUCUAUAUGGCCUGGAGAGUGAAAUGUGAUGAAUCAAACAGGAUUUUAAAGAGAACUAGUGACAGCAAAAGUUUUCAAUGGAAACUAUUUUGAAGAAACUGGCUAAUUUGUCAUCAAAAACCUUCACAGUAUAUCUAGUUCUCUCCAAGAAACCUAUUGAUUCAUCAUUGAUAUAAAUCAAAAAUAGAUGGGACAGCAUAUUCUUUCAGCUAUUUCUUGGAUUGGCCUUUUAUUAAUUGCUUUCCCUUACUAACUCAGCAGUAAGCACUCUCCCCUUGACAAGUAAAAUUAUAUGGUGUUAGAGUAAAAUAAUAAAGUAGGGUGCAACUCAAUGGGUUAACCGGACCCAUGGCCAGUUAAGCCAUUAAGUACCAACACUCUCCCCUUUAGAAGUAAAAUCAUCUGCCGUAAUGCUGUUAGACAAAAUAAAAUAAUAAAGUAGGGCACAUCAGGGCACAAUGCGACUUAAUGGUUAAAUGGGUUGGUGGGUGUAGGGACCACAGAGCACAGAAUAAAGUCAAAUUUCAAAAGAAGCUUGCCGAGAAAAGUUGGUCUGAAGUUACGUCAUUGGAAACAGUUGAAGAAGCAACUAAAGUAUUGGAGGACACUAUCCAUAAUAUGAUAGAUCAAUGUUUUCCAAAGAAAACAGUUACUCUUUCCACUCGUGACCCUCCAUGGAUGUCUCCACUCUUAAAAUAUUUAAUAAGAAAAAGAUAA
Messenger RNA from Paramuricea clavata, 1718 nucleotides. Lineage: Eukaryota; Metazoa; Cnidaria; Anthozoa; Malacalcyonacea; Plexauridae. The record is from the annotation of a GenBank genome assembly.